Messenger RNA from Drosophila subobscura, 665 nucleotides. Its product is annotated as immunoglobulin domain-containing protein oig-4. The transcript has 2 exons. NCBI's taxonomy places the organism in Eukaryota, Metazoa, Arthropoda, Insecta, Diptera, Drosophilidae. The record is from RefSeq and is a predicted model, not a curated record. The coding region runs from base 111 to 602 and encodes 163 amino acids.
CGCAGCGUGGUUCAGUCGCCAAGCAGACGAGAUUCGCACAGUACCGUCGGACGGAGCCACAGAGCAAACACACACAACACACAUUACACACACCGCACACACUCAUAGCAAUGCAGGUCAAAUGCCUGAUCAUCUGCCUUGGCCUGGGCCUGCUCAUGCUGGCCACUGGACCCGUGUGUGAGGCGCGUCGUGCCCGUGGUCGCGGACGCACCAAGUCGAGGGUGCAGAUCGGCCUGCCCAUCACAGGCAAAUAUCGCGAUCCCGAAUCCGAUCAGUACUACAACAAUAACAAUGGUGCCAAAAUCCUGCAGGCCUCACACUUUGAUCUGGAGUACGUGCUGGGCCACAAGAUCGCCUUCCUGUGUGUGGCCAAGGGCAAUCCGCGGCCACACAUCACCUGGUACAAGGACGGUGCGGAGAUCUAUCAGCAUCUGUACAUGCACGUCCACGAGUGGACCAUUGGCGAUGACAGGGUAAAGUCCAAGAUCGAAAUCGAUCCAGCCACACAGAUGGACGCAGGGCUGUACGAGUGCACCGCCGACAACAUGUACUCCAUCGAUCGGCGCAGCUUCAAAACAGAUUUCUCCAUUGCCUUCGACUGAUCGUGCAGUUCGGGGCGUGGCACUCUAGGCUUAAGCAAUAAAAUUGUUCCACCUAAUGCAUAA